AUGGAAAUGAUGGCUACCCUUUGCUCACCUUGGAUGAACAAACGGUGGCAAGUGAACUGCCGUUUUCCUAUAAACCAUUUAUUGACUCGGUCAAGAAGAGGAGGCUUAACUUGUCCGAGGCCCUUGGAGGGAGUAUCUUUGCUCGUUGAUCUUGAUGAGUUGAAGAUAGUUGAGUAUUAUGACCGGGCGAGGGUUCCGGUGCCAAAAGCUGAGGGGACGGAGUACAGGCGGUCGAAGCAGAAACCGCCGUUCGGUCCACGGCUGAAUAGAUUCGCCAUAGAGCAACCGGAUGGACCUGGGUUCAAGAUCAAUGGGCACAAAAUAAGUUGGGCCAAUUGGGAGUUCCAUGUAGGAUUUGAUGUUCGAGCUGGUCCAAUAAUUUCCUUGGCAUCAAUAUAUGAUCUAGAAAAGGGUACAUAUCGGCAAGUAUUGUACAGAGGGUUCGUAUCGGAGCUGUUCGUGCCAUACAUGGACCCAACUGAAGAAUGGUACUACAAGACCUUCUUUGAUGCUGGUGAGUUUGGGUUCAGUCAAUCGGCUGUGCCAUUGGAGCCACUGGCUGAUUGCCCUGCCAAUGCUGCAUUCAUAGACUCGUACUAUGCUCGGGAGGAUGGCACCCCUGUCAAAAUAUCCAAUGCUAUUUGCAUAUUUGAGCAACAUUCUGGGAGCGUCUUGUGGCGUCACACUGAAAUAGCAAUUUCAAGAGAAGUGGCCAGAGGUGAGCUUGAUAGUGAGGAUGGUCACAACCAUUGGAACUACGAUUACAUACUCGAUUGGGAAUUUAAGCCAAGCGGCUCCAUCAAAAUAGGGGUAGGUUUAACAGGAAUACUAGAAGUGAAGGCUGCAGAUUACACUCACACGAGUCAAAUAAAGGAGGAGGCAUAUGGAACAUUGCUAGCAGAAAACACAAUUGGGGUAGUGACAGACAAGAGCUCACUUAGGAAGAGUUAUUGGACAGUCGAGAGUGAGACAGCUAAAAUGAAUCAGACGCCAAAAUUCAGGUCAAUUUCAAACCCACUUUUAUCCUCUGAUGAUUUCCCACAAAUUCGAAGUGCCUUCACUAAUUACAAUGUAUGGGUCACGCCUUAUAAUAAGUCUGAAAAAUGGGCAGGAGGACAAUAUAUUGAUCGGAGCCAUGGAGAUGAUACAUUGGCUACUUGGAGCCUCAGGAACCGAGGGAUCGAAAAUAAGGACAUAGUAUUGUGGUACACCAUGGGCUUUCAUCAUGUUCCUUGCCAAGAAGAUUUCCCAAUCAUGCCAACAUUAAGUGGGGGGUUUGAGCUUCGGCCCACUAAUUUCUUUGAGAGCAAUCCAGUUCUUAAAACAAAACCUCCUAAUCAUGUGAAUUGCACUACAAAACCCUAA
Messenger RNA from Prunus armeniaca (apricot), 1365 nucleotides. The record is from the annotation of a GenBank genome assembly. NCBI's taxonomy places the organism in Eukaryota, Viridiplantae, Streptophyta, Magnoliopsida, Rosales, Rosaceae.